AUGAAAUAUCGCCGAGACCCAGAAAGGGCCAAUUGGGGCCAAGAUGCAUUCGUUGGCGAUGGCAUGGGAAAGUGGGCGAUUCUUUGUUUGAAUGACAAUUUAUUAUAUUGGUGCUAUGGUGAUGAUGGAAAUCCUCGGGAAUUUACUAUUCGAAAGGAUCUUCGAUGGGGGAGGUAUCGAGGGCUUAUCGACACUUGGUCCCGCGAAUUCAGUAUUUAUGAGGCCGAUGAGUCUUUUGAUGAGGCGUCCUCUAAACUAGGCUCUGGUAACGUCUGGGCGUUCUCUACCAGCGACUUCCACGAAUAUGGGUCCUUUGUCCAAGAGAAUUGCUUAUCGCGUGCUCGUUGGCCUUGA
This is a messenger RNA of Penicillium soppii, 354 nucleotides long. RefSeq lists its product as uncharacterized. Lineage: Eukaryota; Fungi; Ascomycota; Eurotiomycetes; Eurotiales; Aspergillaceae. The coding region runs from base 1 to 354 and encodes 117 amino acids. The record is from RefSeq and is a predicted model, not a curated record. The transcript has 2 exons.